Tuber aestivum (summer truffle) is the source of this 2234-nucleotide messenger RNA. The record is from the annotation of a GenBank genome assembly. NCBI's taxonomy places the organism in Eukaryota, Fungi, Ascomycota, Pezizomycetes, Pezizales, Tuberaceae.
CUACUUAAACCUUCCUCGUCCACCCAACUCCCACAACCACACCAUCCACCACCAAAAGCUCGGAGACUACAGUUCGGACCCCAACAAUUGACAUCGGGAAGAGAGUUUGUUUUUCCCCACGUUUCCUCUCCCUAUUCUUUCGACUCCAACUACGAGUUUGUUUUUCACAAUCUUUCCUCUCCCUAUUGUUUUGACUCCAGCUGCGGGUACGGCCCAUAGAUAUAUCUGUCACGUGGGCCUGAUAAGGCAGUUGUGGUGAGGAAGCCUCGCUGAAAAUAUCCAUGUAAUGGAUAUAUCUAUCGGCCGCACUCGUAUUAUUCUCAUUAUGGUGGUGUUUCUACCAAAACCUUUACUCUUGGAAGGGAAGGAAUUUCCUAUCGAGCUUUACUCUCAGUUGCCUAUUGAGCCACAUUUUAUUUAGCUCUAUCUCCAGUUCAAUUGAAUAAUGCGUUACAUUGCAUUCAUGAUUUUUAAACUAACGUGAUUGAUACAGGUAAUUUCGGGUAAAAUGACGUACCGACUGGACGAACAUGGGAGCUAUCCCUUCAUCUGCAUUCAGGACCUCGCACCUAAGACGAAUAGGGCCAUAGUCUCGCUACUUGAGGGAAAGAUUAAUUGACUCCCUGGGAGUCACAAAUUGCAUUGGCCAGGUCACCAUUGAGCAACCACGGCCAUCCUUUUAUGAGCCUAGUUUUUGAAGAUCAGAGGACAAGUUACGUGCUAAAAGGUCGUGAAACUCGGGAACGAACAAAGAGAUGAUGGGCUUGGGAGCUACAGUGCACCUGGAUACCCCCCAACACCGCCGAAUGUUUAUUUCGUACAGCCGAGCGGUACACCUAGACCAGCCCCUGUCCACCACAAUUUUCCGCAUCGGCAUGCCAUUGAGACUUCAAGUUCGCCUUAUCGCCGGAUGGAAAACGGUAUUACCCACGAUGCUUCCCAUCCUGUUGAGCCGACCCCAUCUACCAGAGAUCCUGAAUUGGUAUCCGUUGAUGAAUAUGUACGGAAAUUUCAAAACUGGCGGUUAGGUGGCGAGAGUUUUGGCUCUCCCGGGGGUGAGGAGGGAUUGGAGCUAAGAAUGCAAAUGCCUAAAUCUGAUUUUAUCGGAUUCAGCGAGAUUUUAGAUGUAGGCGAUGACGAAAAGUAGGACUCCCUCUUAACUCCACUUUAAAGUCAAUUACUAAGUAGUGUCAGGUUUCUGAAAGUUUUGUUUAAUGCGUUAACCUCCCUACUCAUCAUCCAACAUAUGCCAAUCCCGAUUCAUGAAAAGGUUAUCAGCACAGUCUUGGAAGGGUUCAAUCUAGCAAGAAGUAGCCUGCCCAUACCACUUCAUCAGAGCAUCGCCAUCGUCUACAAUCAAAAAUUCCUCUCCUUUAAACAUGGUUACAACGGGUCCCGAAAAGUACCCGAUACCAUGGUUCAGGUGGAUAAUGCAACAGGGACUCUGGAGAUAAAGUUCCUAUGGGAAGUUGGUUAUGCUGAGACGUAUGACGAUCUGGUUUGGGAUGCCAGAAUGUGGUUGGAGGGAACAGACACUGUGUCCGUGGUGAUGCUAGUAAAAAUGAAUGAGGAUCCUGCUUACCAAAAUCCAACCCCACGACUUACCGAUGAUGAGUUUGACAACCAAGAAUUUCCUCCAUCUGAAGAAGUUUCCCAGGAACAUUUCUCCCUUGAUGAGGUCCAUGGACCUACUUGUUAUAAAGGUCUACGUUGGGUAGGUAAAAUUACCGGUUCGACCGAAAUCUGGAAACGUGAUCCCACCUCUCACUUGGCAAUUUGCACGUUCGGCCGCAAGGUAAGUGACUCCUCAAGACUGGUAAACGUGAUGUUUCUGAUAUAGCUAACUUGCAUAGAACCACUUAAACGCAGACAAUACGACCUAUAUUCUCUUUCACCUCUCCGAUGUUAUGGAUGUCUCCUUUGAAGAGAACCAUCAUGUUCGUUUUGACUUAGGGCUCUUCCACAGAAAACUAGGAGCCUAUAUCAGAGAGUUGGCGGUGGAACAGUGUGGUGCGGCGCUCGAAGCUCGUGAAGGAAGAGCGAAUGUGCUGGACCGCGAUUUCCAACCCUCCCCUGCUGCUGGCUUCACAUAGCGGACAAUGCCUGUAAUAUAGAUAAAUAGUGGUGGUCACGCCUUUUUCUCUGCUCCUUUUUCUUUUUUCUUCUCCCUUGUACAAUAGAUAAACAUUCACUGCCUUUUUUUCCCCAAACGGAAAGAAAGCGGUGUAUGAUAG